AUGGCGUCCAUGUCGCCCACAAGCUCGGCCGUCAUCGGCCCUGCAUCCGACUUGGAAGCGCCCAGUUCCCCAGCGCACUACGAAGGCAAGUCUUUCAUGUCGCAAGCCGUGACGGAGGAUGACGACACGCGCAUGAUGGAUUUCACCCCGGAGCCCUCGGAAAAGGCGAGUCGAGGCAAAAGCAAAUCGCAGCCCAAGGACCAGCCCCCGGGGCAGCCAGUUAUCGGCAAAAUUAGGCAUUUGAAGAAGGAGGAUGGCGAGCCGCUUUGGCGCAAGGACAUCCAGUACGACUUUCUACGGGCUGUAUUCGACGACGAGAUGGCCGUGUUCACCAACUCGUACGAGCCCGACCGGCCUCCUCAAGUCUUCGCCGACCUAUACAUCGAUACCAUGGCGAGGAGCAGCAAGACGAGCAAGGUGCUGCGCGACAAGCUCCUGAGCGACCGAGAGGCUGCCAAGAACAUGGCCAUGGUUUGUCUGUUGGUCAAUAUCGGCCGGAUGAACACGACAUUAAACUUUUUCCCUGAGAUGCGAGCCCAGCUUCGAACAUACCAUGCAAUCCCUUCCCUGCAAGCGAACCAAGAUGUAAACCACGACCCCCAUGCCUACAAGCAACUUCAGGAUGCCCCCCGCCUGAAGUCGAUUCUCAAAGGAGGCGCAGAGGACCGCACAGAACCCGAAAGCUUGAACAAGAUCAAGGCUCAGGACGUCCCACGGACGAACCCAGUCAAUCUACUGUUCGUGAUCUGUGCCAACGCGGCUAAGGUUGCGGAGUUGCACUUCCCGCCCGGACAGGAGUUCCACGACCUGAUUAUGAAAACCAACUAUUCGAGCCAAUCGCGUGCCCAUGCCUUCCUUUGGAUCAUGUGGUUCUACCUCGAAUCGGACUUUACCGAAGAAGGAUGCGACGAGAAUCCGUUCGGACCCGGUGUGGAUUAUGGCGUUGACGUCGCCAACCAGGGCGUCCCGCGUCUGGAGGAGCUGACGCCCGAGGAGGAGGCUCAAGAGAAUGUCGAUACCCCAUCCGAGCUGGAGUACGGACGGGAGACACAGUUAAAGCGGGCCAAGAUCCUCGAAGAAGACCAAGCGUACAUUGACAACCAGAACAAGCGCGGGUCCAGAGCGUCCCGUGCCGUUGCCGAGGAGGGACCGGCGGUCCUGCCUAGGAUAAGACCUUCACGACAAGAGUCGGAUAUGGAUAGCACGAGGUCGACUCCACCACCCAAAUUGCUGGUACACAGCGCUAGAGGGUCCGGCCGGCGCGGCGCGCCGCUGAAGUAUCAACUGCUUGAAGGCUCCACAUUAUCACCUGCGGCCGCUGGCCAACAAGGGGCCGAAAGUGUGGGCAGCAACAGGAAGCCGCGUCCUCCCACGGCCCAUCAGAUUGCGGUGGAACGUAACCGGAACGAACGGGUGGAGCACACACUGGACCGCGGGCUUCGGGAGCUUCAUCGGAAGGCGCGGAGGCUGCGCAAGCAAGAAGGAGCCAUCUACCGCGCGUUGCGGCGGGUGGGGGAAAUGCAGGACCCUUUCGAGGACAGCGACAUGGAGGAAGAUAUGCAGCGCCAGCUGGCUGCCGGCAUCGUUCAGGAUGGAGGCAAGUUCCGGACCAAGGGUCUGGCCGGACUCGUUCAGCUCAAGUCGGAGAAGGACGACUUUGGCGAGGAGCCGGCUGCUUAUGCCGCCGCCCUCCGACGCGUGGUCAGACGGCUCGACCGCUGGUCUGCUUACAAUGGCACAAACAAGGGUGUGGUGGCACCGGUCAAGAAGAGGAAGAAGGCGACGGUAGAGGAGCAGGAUGGGGCUAACGGAACGGCGGAGGUUGAGGUUGACAAUGACGAUACGUUGGCGGACAUUGAGGCGGGCGCCAGGGCGCCGAAGAGCCGAAAGCACGGCGGUGCUGGACGUGCCUCGCGCGGCGGGGCGAACAGUAACGACAACGGAGAUGUCUCCAUGCUAGACGUGGGCGAGGGCGAGGGCGAGGGCGAGGAUGCCGAUAAGACGGCUGGCGGCUCUAAUAGUGCGGCAGAGGAAGAGGAGCUGGACGAAAUGGAGAGGUCGCUUCUGGGCAUGGCUCCCGGCAACAGACCUAUGGACUCGGGUUCCGAGUCGGACUAG
Molecule: messenger RNA, 2118 nt
Organism: Sodiomyces alkalinus F11
Lineage: Eukaryota; Fungi; Ascomycota; Sordariomycetes; Glomerellales; Plectosphaerellaceae
Product: INO80 chromatin remodeling complex Ies1
Exons: 2
Coding region: 1-2118 (705 amino acids)
Cellular component (GO): Ino80 complex
Source: RefSeq, a predicted model, not a curated record